CAAGAACACGAUCGAGUUCACCAUCGUCCAAUCCCAGUUCCACAUCCCCCGUUUUGAUUCCGACCUGCAUUAAUCCCCUCCCAUUCCCACCGAUGAUGCACAAGACCUCAUCGCUGUCGGAGCUGGGCUUCGACGCCGGAGACGCGUCGUCGGGCUUCUUCCGUGCGGUGGCUGACGGCUGCCCGCUCACGCCCACCUCCUCCUCCGCCCCGCACCGCCGCCUCACCAAGGUCUCCGUCAUCGGCGCGGGCAACGUGGGCAUGGCCAUCGCGCAGACCAUCCUCACCCAGAACCUGGCGGACGAGAUUGCGCUCGUCGACGCCCUCCCCGACAAGCUCCGCGGCGAGGCGCUCGACCUGCAGCACGCCGCCGCAUUCCUCCCGCGCGUCCGCAUCGUCUCCGGCACCGACGCCGCCGUCACCAAGAACUCGGACCUCGUCGUCGUGACGGCCGGCGCCAGGCAGAUCCCCGGGGAGACCAGGCUCAACCUGCUGCAGAGGAACGUGGCGCUGUACAGGAAUAUCGUGCCGCCCGUGGCCGAGCACUCCCCGGACGCGCUGCUGCUCGUCGUGUCCAACCCCGUGGACGUCCUCACCUACGUCGCCUGGAAGCUCUCGGGGUUCCCGGCCAGCCGCGUCAUCGGCUCCGGCACCAACCUUGACUCGUCCAGGUUCAGGUUCCUCGUCGCCGAGCACCUCGACGUCAGCGCGCAGGACGUGCAGGCGUACAUGGUGGGUGAGCACGGCGACAGCUCGGUGGCGAUCUGGUCGAGCAUCAGCGUGGGUGGCAUGCCGGCGCUCAAGUCCCUGCGGGACAGCCACCGGAGCUUCGACGAGGCGGCGCUGGAGGGCAUCCGGCGGGCCGUGGUGGGGGGCGCCUACGAGGUGAUCGGCCUCAAGGGCUACACCUCCUGGGCCAUCGGCUACUCCGUGGCCAGCCUCGCGGCGUCCCUGCUCCGCGACCAGCGCCGGGUGCACCCGGUCUCCGUGCUCGCCGCAGGCUUCCACGGCAUCUCCGACGGCCACGAGGUGUUCCUCAGCCUGCCCGCCCGGCUCGGCCGCGCCGGCGUCCUCGGCGUCGCCGAGAUGGACCUCACCGAGGCCGAGGCCGCGCAGCUCCGCCGCUCCGCCAAGACGCUCUGGGAGAACUGCCAACUCCUUGGCCUGUGAGGAACCUAUUGAUCUACUUAUUGUGAUCCUAAAUUCCUAAGGCAUCUACAAGAUUUCUACUGCUAUAUGUUGCUCUAUUGAUGCUGCCACACGGAUGCUUGUGUAAUAUUGGACUGAUCUUUUAGAGCUGGAGUAGUACUAGUUUGGUGAAAUAAAAUGAGAUUUUGUGCCAA
Molecule: messenger RNA, 1342 nt
Organism: Triticum urartu
Lineage: Eukaryota; Viridiplantae; Streptophyta; Magnoliopsida; Poales; Poaceae
Product: L-lactate dehydrogenase B
Biological process (GO): lactate metabolic process; pyruvate metabolic process
Cellular component (GO): cytoplasm
Molecular function (GO): L-lactate dehydrogenase (NAD+) activity
Source: RefSeq, a predicted model, not a curated record